AUGAAGUUCAACUUGAACAUCGUCGACAUUCCUGUCUUCCUUUGCUGGUUACAACAGAUUAUUCAAAUGGACGGCCUUACAGACGAAGUGAAUGACUCUGGGUUCCUUCUUUGGGUCGAAAAUUCGAGGGGCAAUCGAUACCCAGUUGAGCGAACCGAAGGAGACGCAGAAUCUGGCGGACUCAACAUCUAUCUCGGAGUGAGGAUAACAUGGGCCCCCGAUAUCUGCUUUCACCUGUUCUGGCAACCAACCGAGGACCAAGCGGAUCUCUGGCUUUGCAAGGUCGCAGUCUCCCCACCCUCCGCGAAUAAUCAAGGCACCAGAUAUUGCUCCAUGCGUGGGCCGGCCAACGUCGCAUAUUCAACGCAGGCUGCAUCAUAUUCACGUUUGAAAUGGAUGAUACUACGAGCUAUGAAACCGCACAAUCCACCUCCCGGUACUACGUACCUGGCCACGGCAACGCUCGAGAUCUUUCGUGUCAAGGACAAUCUGCCUCCCAAGGUCCUCACCAUUUUCGACAGCCUCAACAACGAUCCCUGCACUAUUCUUCCUGAAAUCGAGGACGAGAAUGACAUCUUUUCAUACGUGCAAGAUACUCCGUGCAAAACAUUCAAAUUUCAGUUCCAUCGCCAAGUGUUCGCAACGCAAGCCGGGGCAUACUGCGAAAAACGGAAGCACAGUCGCAGUGGUACCGUGAUAGACCUCGAUUCUGAUGACGCUUAUCACACCGAUUCCGACGAUUCCAUGACCGUUUUGGCCUUGCGGCCUCGACGGAAGGCACAGGAACGAGCUCUGGCAGCGCCAAAUCCAAGGGCGAAUCCCUCAAGAGGUCAAGAGGCGAGGCAAUCUACGGCCAGGAGAAAGACCGCGCUUCGUCACGACUCUGAGCCAUCUAUCAUAACGAGGACCAUUCAAAGACUUCAGAAGGUUACGCAAGAGGGAGUGGCAUUGAAGAAAGAGAUCGAAAAAAGGGUUCAGGAACAAGAGGCUGCAAACGAGGCAAUGCGACAGGCGCUUGCAAAGUUCAAAGCAUAG
Molecule: messenger RNA, 1035 nt
Organism: Cyclocybe aegerita
Lineage: Eukaryota; Fungi; Basidiomycota; Agaricomycetes; Agaricales; Hemipholiotaceae
Source: the annotation of a GenBank genome assembly